GACUUUCGAUUUAACAUUCUUUUGAAAGUCUGUCGAUAGGGUCUUUGGGAUUACUUAAUGAUUAAAAUUACUCCCGAUUUAUAUUGUUGUUCCCACUAAUGCCGCGCAAAGCAAGUGUAUUUACAAUUGGGGACGGGAAAGGGAAAAAUGGGUGGGGAAAUGAUUUUGAAGUAUCGGUGGGGCUAGUGGAACUCGAAAGUCUUCACAAGUCGUGUGACUCGGCUCACUACAGUUUUCGCUAUGGCGUGUAUAGGGUCGAGUAGGCUCUGUGCUCGUGCAGAGAAAUUGUGCCAGUUUGGACAUUUCGCCCAAUUACGAAGGAAAGUUUCAACGACAUGUGUCAAGUCACGACCUAGAAUCGAGCAUUCAACUAGCACUUUGGUUCAACAUUGUCAGAGUAGUACAAGCACACGGGACUGCAGGACGAACGUCGUGAGGAUGAUGAGCUCGAUGCAAACGCAGCUGCCUGGAUCUCUGCACGAUUAUCAAGUCGACCCUUACCGACUUCUCGAGGACGACCUCAAGGAUGUCUACGAAGACAUACGAGAGGUACUCAUCAGGAACACGACGCAGAAGGAGCUGCAGACUAUAGCGACGUACUACUUCGACGGUAAGGGAAAGGCGUUGCGGCCGAUGGUAGCAAUUCUCAUGGCACGGGCUAUCAAUUACCACAAGCAAAGAAACGGUCUCUUGGCCUCGCAGCGGCAAGUAGCGAUGAUCUCCGAGAUGAUCCAUAACGCUUCCUUGAUCCACGACGACGUAAUCGACCAGCCUGACUUCCGCCGUGGUAAACCUUCGGUCAAUGUCGUUUGGAGUCAAAAAAAGGUAACAAUGACGGGAGAUUAUAUUCUGGCAGUCGCGUCCAUUAUGAUAGCCCAGCUUCGAAAUGACGAUGUCACCCUCACUCUCAGUCAGGUCGUGACGGACCUGGUGCAGGGUGAAUUUAUGCAGCUUGGCUCUAAAGAGACGGAGAACGAGAGAUUCGCGCAUUACCUCACGAAAACGUAUCGCAAAACAGCCAGUUUAAUCGCCAAUUCCUUGAAAGCGGUGACCAUGUUGGCAGGUGCUGAUGAUCAGUUGGCCGAAUUAGCUUUUCAAUAUGGUAGAAAUGUCGGUUUAGCAUUUCAAUUAGUCGACGAUCUUUUGGAUUUCGUGUCUUCUUUACCAACAAUGGGUAAACCUACUGCGGCAGAUUUGAAACUAGGUCUUGCAACUGCUCCAGUACUCUUUGCUUGUGAACGAUAUCCAGAAUUGAACGCGAUGAUCAUGCGUCGAUUUCAAGAGCCAGGAGACGUCGAAAAAGCGUUCGAGCUAGUACAUAAAUCACAAGGUCUCGAUCAAACAAGAUUUUUAGCACGAAAGCACUGCAUCGAAGCAAUGAAACUUGCACAAUCUUUAGCCGAAAGUCCGUACCAGAAAGGUCUGCAAGUAGUUUGCGAUUUAGUAUUGAAUCGUAUGAAGUAGUGAUAUGAGAAGUCACAAUAAGAACUGUGUAUGAAAACAACAACGACGACAGAGAACGUCUUGAAACGAAAACUAGUAGUCACGAAGAAUGAAUGUUGGCCACGAGAAACGCCAAUUAAUGCAAUUGCAGCAAACGAAACAAAAUGUGCCGUUGAUACGACAAGAUUGUACUGGUUGUAAAGAAAAAAUAUCGAAGAAAUGCAAACGUGUCGCGACAUGUAUCUAAAUACACUCGUGACAAAUAUGUUUGACCAAUUUAAUGAUACUUACAGCUCUAUAUUUAAACUUGUAUGUUUAUAACAUAAAAGUUUAAUUAUAUAGUUGUGAUAUUGUCAAUAACAUGGUAAUUUUAUGGGGAAAAAAAAGGAAAGAAAUCGGAAAAUAGGCGGGUUACUAUUUUUAUAAAUUUCACACGUAACAUAACAAAAGAUAUAUCAUGUUAAUUGUCAAUAUUCAAAUAUGAGCGAUAUUGUCACGAUGUUUCUCUAUUCGAGUUCAAACGUUACCGAAUACAGUGUAAUUACAAGCGAGAAAUCACUCACUAAACGAACGAUAACGUUUACUUCGCUCUAUAGUGCACAUAUUACCUGAUUUUAUCGAUAUUGUCACUAGCCAAUCAUAAGUGUAAAUAAAAUGAUUUGUAGAAGUAGUUAUAACGUAUUAGAAUUGGUGACUCUGCUUGAUUGUUCUUUUAUUAGAAUCUUUUUGUAGUGUUAUGAAAUCCACCCAAUGAAUA
Molecule: messenger RNA, 2200 nt
Organism: Eufriesea mexicana
Lineage: Eukaryota; Metazoa; Arthropoda; Insecta; Hymenoptera; Apidae
Gene: qless
Product: decaprenyl diphosphate synthase subunit 1 qless
Exons: 8
Coding region: 241-1464 (407 amino acids)
Biological process (GO): isoprenoid biosynthetic process; ubiquinone biosynthetic process
Cellular component (GO): transferase complex; mitochondrion
Molecular function (GO): prenyltransferase activity
Source: RefSeq, a predicted model, not a curated record